Molecule: messenger RNA, 420 nt
Organism: Effrenium voratum
Lineage: Eukaryota; Dinophyceae; Suessiales; Symbiodiniaceae
Source: the annotation of a GenBank genome assembly
AUGCCGAUGCCGCGCCGUCCCAGUUCGUCGUUCCUGGGGGUGGCUCAGAAGACCGCGCCCCGCAUGGUGCACCUGAAGCCGGUGGUUCCGCUGUGCGAUCAGGAGCUCCUGGGCUGGCUGGCGCAGGUGGGGGUGCAAUCGCUCACACGCAUCUCGGAGGAGGAGGUGGCGCUGGAGGUGGCGGACCCAAAGACCAUUGUCGGCCUCGUGUGGCUCCAGGGCUUGAACUUGGGCCCCUUUCGUCUUCAGGUGGCCUUAGACGGGCGUUGGCCAAAGAUCAAGGACUUGGCUGAGCCCGAGACCGUGUGCGACUUCAAUGCGCAAGAGUGCGCCAAGACCCUCAUGAACGAAUUCCUGUCAGAGGAAGCCGGUGAGGCCGCAUGGCCAAAUUUCGGAAGGUGCAGUGAGCGGGGCGUGUGA